Messenger RNA from Stegostoma tigrinum, 4671 nucleotides. RefSeq names its product testis and ovary specific TOPAZ 1 (gene topaz1). Gene Ontology annotation, biological process: spermatocyte division; spermatid development. The record is from RefSeq and is a predicted model, not a curated record. The transcript is spliced from 21 exons. NCBI's taxonomy places the organism in Eukaryota, Metazoa, Chordata, Chondrichthyes, Orectolobiformes, Stegostomatidae. Bases 31 to 4569 code for a protein of 1512 amino acids.
GGUAGAUGGGUAAUUGCAAUUGAGCAAAGAAUGAAGAUUGUCCUAAAGAAUCCUACUAACAAAAGUCCUUCAGACCAUAGUCAUGUUGUAAUGAACCAAAGCAUUGGAGAUCACAGUGAGCAUUGUACUAAGUACUUAAACUGCCGAUCAAUUCCACAAGCACCUUUUAAAAGAAGAGCUCAGCAAAGUAGAACCGUUCGUGUGCAGCCGUGUGACAACAUGAUGCCUGAAGGGCUCAAACAGUCUUCAAUACCUGACCUUUGCUGUCAGUGUAAUGACAUGUGCAAUAUGUCAGAGAAAGGUCCUAAAUGCAAAAGGUGCCAAGUGAGGAAACAUGAAAAAGAUUAUGGCUGUGGGGACAGUAAAGUGGCUGAGAUGACAAAAAACAGCUGGAGGGGCACAGAGCUCGUUGCAACAAUUGAACCUCUCCAAGUUAGCUUAAACAGAACUGGAUGUAGCAAGAUAAAUCCUUCUGAAGAUUUGUCAAAAUUUGUUAAACCAAAUCAAAACAAAUCAGUAGGUAUGGACUUUAAAACAGGAUGUGCAUUGCCCAGGAACAACGCAGAAAUAUUGCUGGAAACCAGACCAUCAGAACUAUCCAGAGUAAUUCAGCAAGAUGUACAGCAUCUUAUAGUUUUGAAUAAAGCCCAUUUGGGAGCUAAUAUUAGUGAUUUUGGAAAGACCAGACCACCUAAUGUUACAGAAUCUUGUUCUGCAGUAGAAUUUAAACCAGGGCAUUUAGGAUUAUCCUGGCAUCCCAAAGGUUUGGUUUGUCAAGAUAACACAGUUUGGAGCAAAGUGGGGUUUACAGAUGUAACGGGGGACAGUUUAGAAGUAGAAAUACCAGAAUUUCCUGAUGUUAAAACCCAAGAACUAAAUGCUGGCUUUGACCCGAUUGACAUUAUUGUACCAGAUGAGAAGGUACAUCUUUCUGAAAGCUGUAAAAGAAAAACAAGUGAAUGUGUGCAUUGUGAGGUUUCUGUGACACAGUUUAGUUGUGCAAGAACAAUGCCCAUCAUUCUGGAAACGUGUGCCCGAGCCAGACCAUUCAAGAGAGCAAGACUGUGCCAAAAAUAUUGGUUUGAUUCGCAAUGGUGUUGCAAACAGGAAAAUGCAGGCGAACUGCACAGAGGCACAUCUGUACUUGAGCCAAAAUCCGGAGCAUUGUUAUGUCAAGCAUAUUUGGAAUCAUAUAGGAAUAUUUUAGAUUUGUUGGAGAGGUUGUCCUUGGAGGUGCCUAACUUAAAGACAGUUAACAAAGAUAAUUUAAGAAAUAAAUCACUAUUAGAAAAUAAUUGGAGUUGUAUAUCUUUUGCAAGUGACAAGGUAGCAAAAGUGCAGCCUUCAGUACAUUUCUCAAAGCAUCCAAACGUUGAAUAUGGUAGACAGUUAAAAGAUGCAUAUUCCUGCAAUAACUUUAAAUUGCCUCCCUCUGCCAAUGUACUAAAUAUCUCCAAAAUGGAAAAUGGUUUUUGUGUUGAAGAAAAGAAAUGUCCAAUCGGGCAAAAUAAACUGAAUUGCCCAAGCCCAGCUGCUCAUUGCACUGAAGCACUGUCAGCCAAACCACCCACAUUACAUGUUCCUUUGUGUAAUGAUACAGGAGGAAAAGCAACUGUAGACUACCAAAGAUCUGAGUAUGUUCAGGAUAAACUUACUCCAAAGAUAGUGUACACAAAGGAAAUGAACAAUGGACUGUCAACAAUGAUCUCUGAUCAUCAGAAUGAAUCUUCAGAUUUAAGAUAUGAUCAAAUAGAUGAACGUAAUGAACAUACUAGAAGUGACGGGUUUCUUGAUGGUUACUCUUUCGUUGUUGAAAAUAAAGCAGACUUUCAUUCUAAGACAGCAAAACUGCCUCUGUGGCCAGAUGAUGACUGCAGUCUUGAAAAAUCUUCAAAUUGUCUACCACAGAAUGUUGAAAAUAUUUCUUUAUUGGAAAACCAACACAUGAUUGCAUCUCCAAAGGAACAAUUUAUUGCAGCGCAAAUAAUUACAGACAGUGAAGUCAAAGAAAUACUAUAUAGGAACUCUGAAAAACAGUGUCAUAUACAGCGAGUACCUGAUGUUAUCAGAGCUUAUGAAGAGGAUGCGCUUGUGAUCGAUGUGAUUCAAGAUGACCCAGAGUUAUUUGGCAGUCCCAGUAAUACUGAGGUGGUGCAGAAUGCUGAACCACUUGUGGCUCUGGAAGAAACUGCAUGUAGGAAAGAGGAGUUAAACUCUGGAGAUGGUUACUUUGGAAGUGAACUGAACAACAAACGGAGAGAGUCAUAUGAUGAGAUUUCCAGCACGUUUCUUCAUGUAUCCAAAGAUGAUUCCCUUGGAAAGGUGCCAGACUCAACCAGUCUGCAACAUAAUGGAUUGAAUACGCAAAGGAAAACAUCUGUGAAUGAAGGGAAUUAUCUUGUUGAAGACACAUUGACAGUGGUGAAAGAGGGAGAGGUUACUGAUCCUGGAUACAGUUCGUACCAGGGUGCUCCGAAUACUGGAUUAGUUUCUGAGAUGGUUGAACAACAGGAUGACAGAGGGAUUGAAAUAAGUAGCUGCAGCUUUCAACAGCAUUGUUCAGAUGGACAUUUAUUGGAAAAUCAGUAUUCCCCCGAACAACCUUGUUCUGAACCUCCCAUGCAUAAAUCAGCGUUGAUAAAUGAUUUAAAAUUUCCUCAAGAGCAUUUACAACCACCAACAUCAGCGUGUACUCCUGUUCCUGUAUUUCCAAAUAAUUCUGAGCAUCGGACAUUGGCUCGGCCUUUUAAUUAUCCACUGGAGCUGACGGCACUACCAUCUGGUUACUGCCGAUUUUAUUUCACCACAGUUAAAGGAUGCAGGAAAAAAAUGUGCAGGUUUGGGCAUGAAUUUAAGGAAGGAGAUGAAAAAUUCUGUAUGGAGAUUGUUCAGAAGUUUUUGGAGACUGGUAAACUGAAUCUCUUGCUCCGUGCAGUCAGAAUAUUUAGAAGUUACUACAGAAGUUUUCCACCUGGCAUUUACUGUAGUUCUCAACUGAUGAACAGACUACUUUUCACAUUGUUGAACUUGCGUAUGUUGCAAGAACUGUUUGAAAUUCUCAAUAUGGCAGUGAUCAUGAAGAUGUUGCCAGAUGGCAACAUUUUACUCAAUGUCUUUGAUCUAGUGGCAUCCACAGACUCAAGACCCCUGGUCCCCAAUCUUAUAGAGAUAACCUGUAAGCUUACCGAAGUGGGAUUUAAAUUUAAGUUGGAUCAGUUUAACUACAUGAUGCAUCUGCUGAAUCAGCUACAUGUGCCUCACCAAGAAAUAGAUUUCAUCAUGGCACUUAAACCAAGGUUACUUUCUGAUCAAGCAGAACCAGAAGAGCUGCUUAACUUGAAUUUUGCAAUAGCUGAAAUGGAGCAAUACAAAGAAAAAGGAGAAUGGAGCAAGAUGGGAACUUUCUUUCAGAGUCUACAUUGGAAUGAUGAUGCUAAAAGUGAACUUCACAGAAUUGCCACAUGCAUUGCAAUUAAUCUGGUAAAAUACGAGGACAGUGGAGCUGCAGUCCCUUUUUGUGAAUUUGCAAAAGCAGUUUGUCAAAAGCCACACAUCAAUGGUAUGGUCAAGGCAUUGCUUGUCAGGAUUGGGAUAUCUGUGAUGGUUGCAUACUAUAAAAGUGAACAAUGGAGAAAGGCAAGAAAAGUUCUGGAAAUGUUACAGGAAAUUCCAGUGAAUUUCACAGUAUUGAAGAGUAUCGUUAGUGAGUAUGAUGUAUCAAGAUGCCAGAUCAUUAAUGUUGCUGGAGAAACCUUUCUCAAAACAGGAUGUGUGAAUAAAGCACUGUGGCUAUUAAGAGAAUCUGGCUGGAUAAUCUGUACUCCAGAUUGGCCUUGUGAUGAUUUGGAUGUUCUCAAUCGACACAAUCUUUUGUUUAGACUUGCUGAUGCAACUCUGAAGAGUAACAUGUAUUGUGAAACAUUGGAAGUUCUGCAGAACUUGCCUGGAUUCCAGAAAAUAAAUGGUUCCAUGGAUAUCCCACUCUAUGUCAGUAUUUUCAACAAUCUGCUGCAUGAGUGCAUCCAAAAUAAUUGUCUUGGGGUAUCAACUGACACAUUGGAGUUUAUGAGAUCGGCAAAUAUUCCUGUAAAUACUUUGGCUGUGAGAAACUUAAUUACAGCUUUAGGAAGGUCUUGCUUGUGGCCAAAAGCAAGAAAACAGUACAAGAAAGCCUUGUCCAGUGGAUGCUAUCCACCAGUUGAGGAAAACUUGUACCGCAAACUACUCCCGAUUCCAUGCUUCCUGUCAGAGGUAGAAAUGUUAUUGGCAACUGAAAUGUUCCUUGUUACGAAUGCUAGCAACAUUCAGAGCCCCAGUGUCUCCAAACAAUCUCUGCAGAUUGUACUGAGAAGGAAUGAAGAUGAGAAGAAUCAGUUGACAAAUGGAGAUUAUGAAGCAGCUGUAGACAGAUUGCUGGCAGCUGCUCGAAUAUCAGAACCAAAGCUUCAGAUAAAGCACACCACAGUCAACAUUGCAAAAGAAGAAGUCUUCAGUUUAGAAUAUUCCUCUGCACUAAAGUGGCUGGAAUGGAACAUGAAGUGGGCUGGCAAGGUUUGGCUGUUCGACUAAUUAUGGCAGAGAGAUUACUCUGGCCUGAAUAUUAAAAAAAUAUUUUUGAGUUACGUGUUAAAUUGCCAAUCACUGAACAAUAAAACCAUUUGAUGUUGAAAA